AUGCCGUUGAAUGAUGUGGUGGCAGAAUUAGCAUCGAAUAACCUAUUCACGGCUGGAUUUGGUUUGUUCGGUGUUGGAGCUGGUGCGGCGCUGUUGCGCAAAGGAAUGCAAGGUGCAUUCAUUCUGUUCCGUCGUCAUUAUAUGAUAACAUUGGAAGUGCCAUGCCGUGAUAAAUCAUAUCAAUGGCUGUUACAGUGGAUAUCACAGAAAGGUGCACGCAAAACGCAGCAUCUGAGUGUUGAGACAUCGUUUGUGCAGCGAGACACGGGUCAUGUGAGUACGGAAUAUGCAUUUAUUCCGAGCAUUGGAACACACAUCAUGUACUAUCAAGGCAAUUGGGUUCGAGUCGAACGGACACGGCAACAGGCAACGCUUGACAUUCAAAUGGGCAUUCCAUUUGAAACGGUUGAAUUGACGGCAUUCGGUCGUAAUCGUAACCUUUAUUUUAAUAUGCUUGAAGAGGCACGUGAAAUGGCAUUGAAAUUCACCGAAGGUAAAACACUUUUGUACACAGCAAUGGGACCAGACUGGAGGCAAUUCGGUCAGCCACGAAAACGACGACCAAUCUCAUCGGUUGUACUGGAUGAACAUAUAACGGAUAGAAUUUUAGCCGAUUGUCGUGAAUUUAUCGGUAAUCCAAAAUGGUAUUCGGAUCGAGGGAUCCCGUAUCGUCGAGGAUAUUUAUUACAUGGACCACCCGGUUGCGGUAAAUCAUCAUUUAUUACGGCUUUGGCCGGUGAAUUGGAGUUUAGUAUUUGUCUAUUGAAUUUAAGCGAACGUGGUUUAACCGAUGAUCGUUUGAAUCAAUUGCUGAAUAAUGCACCCGAGCGUUCGAUUAUCCUUCUCGAAGAUAUCGAUGCAGCGUUUAUGUCACGCGAAGAUUCAACGGCUCAGCAUGCCGCCUUCGAAGGAUUGAAUCGUGUUACAUUCAGCGGUUUAUUGAAUUGCCUAGAUGGUGUUGCAUCCACCGAAGCACGUAUCGUAUUCAUGACCACAAACUAUUUGGACAGACUCGAUCCAGCACUCAUUCGACCGGGUCGCAUCGAUUUCAAAGAAUACAUUGGAUACUGUGGUCGUUAUCAAUUAGAGGAAAUGUUCAAACGUUUCUAUACCAUUCAGAAUGGCGAUGGUGAAGAGGAGACAAAAACACUACACAAACAAUUUGCUGAGGCUGUUUUAGCUGUUGGUAAAAAAGCGAGCCCAGCUCAAAUCCAAGGAUACUUUAUGAUGCACAAACUAUCGAAACAAGAAGAUGUCGUUGCAAAUGUUCAACAAAUAUGGCAAUCAUAAUACUAAACAUAAAUUGUAUUUUAUUUAAACCAACACAAAACAAAAAAUUUAGAAAAUAAUUUUAGACCAAAUAAAUUAUAACUAUUGAAAUGGAAUUUGUGUAAAUUAUUGUAAAAUUUCGAUUAUUUUCAAUGAAUAAAUAUUGUGUAUAUAUAA
Molecule: messenger RNA, 1446 nt
Organism: Sitodiplosis mosellana (orange wheat blossom midge)
Lineage: Eukaryota; Metazoa; Arthropoda; Insecta; Diptera; Cecidomyiidae
Gene: Bcs1
Product: mitochondrial chaperone BCS1
Exons: 1
Coding region: 1-1290 (429 amino acids)
Biological process (GO): mitochondrial respiratory chain complex III assembly; protein insertion into mitochondrial inner membrane from matrix
Cellular component (GO): mitochondrial inner membrane
Molecular function (GO): ATP binding; ATP hydrolysis activity
Source: RefSeq, a predicted model, not a curated record